Molecule: messenger RNA, 7848 nt
Organism: Actinia tenebrosa (Australian red waratah sea anemone)
Lineage: Eukaryota; Metazoa; Cnidaria; Anthozoa; Actiniaria; Actiniidae
Biological process (GO): neuron projection development; cytoplasmic microtubule organization; negative regulation of microtubule depolymerization
Cellular component (GO): microtubule minus-end
Molecular function (GO): calmodulin binding; spectrin binding; microtubule minus-end binding
Source: RefSeq, a predicted model, not a curated record
CGUACAUAUGCGCUUGCGCUCUGGCACUGACCUGGCAAAUUUGAAUGUUCGAAAUCCAAGGCACACAGACCAAAACAAUUUCAAUCAGAUGUCUUUUCUCUAUUUUCCUUGACAAAAACAAUGAAACAGCUCAAGGAGACUCGUAGGGAUUCUUCUUCUACUCUUUGACUUCAAAGAGGACUUGUAUUUCAUAGAAAAAACUCAAAACGUUUGGAUUUUUCUGCGAAUAAUGGAGGCGACAUGGAAAGUUGUUGUCAGGGAAAGAAGAAUUUGCCGGUGAAUUUGCUUUGAAAAUGACUAAAUAUUACCAAAAAACUGUUGAUUAACUGACACUUCAAGACAACUAUGAGUACUAGAGAGUCUUAUAGCGAGCUUAAAGUGGAUAAAACUCCUCUACGUGUGACUGCAGUGACAAACUAUGACCCGUUUGAGGCCAAAUUCUGUGCUUCUCUUUACUGGUUAGUGUUCAGAGCAACAGAAGAUGGUGGACUGGAUGAAAUUCCUCCUCAAGUUACUAGUCCAAUUGAGAGAGAUGCAGAAAACCGCAUAACUGUUCGUUCAGAGGUAAUAGAGUUACUAACAAACGAUGAGAUCUAUGGUAAGGUGUGCAACUGUAUCUUUAACAACAAGGAUCCUGUAGUAGGUCAUUGGGCUGUUAUUCAGUGCUUGUCUCGACAUGGUUUCUAUGUGGUAGAAGAAGGAGACAUUGCUGUUACUGAUUCUACUCUACAGCAAAGAAAACCAUUUAGAAAGUCAACUCAUAUGGCCCUGAUGGAUGCUUUGAUGGCUGCUUACUCUUCCAAGGUUGUUACCAUACCACAGGUCGUGCAAGCUGUCAGGAAAUUCGCUCCCUUUAACGCAUCCAAAGAACUGCCAUUUGACUUGGAAGAUUCCCUUUUACUCUGGAUCAACAAAGUGUGCUCAACUCUCAAUGACAACGAAAUAAAGAAACAAAAACUCCGUGCUGAGGAUCUCCUACGUGACCAAGACAAAGCCAAGAGAUUUCGAUUCAGACGUGAUCAGCUACAGCCUAAAAUACAGCAAUUAUUUCCUGUCAUCGAUGACCUGCUGAAGGGAAUUAGUGAUGGGCAGUGCUUACUGGGACUAAUAUCAUUCUACUAUCCAGGAGAUAUCAACAUUGAUGACAUUCAUUUUGGAGAAGACAUUUCCCAGGAAAAGAUAGUAGGAAAUAUCGAACUGUUUCGAUCCCUGUGUAGCCAACAUAUUUGUACAUCAGCAUUGUCUUUACAAGUUGAGGAUCUCAUGUACAGCUCUCAGGCAAUGAAGCCCAACUUGAUUGCUUUACUGUCUGAAAUAUUUUACAAAUGCGAAGUUGAAGAAGAUCGAGAAGUGAAAGACAUUAAGCUUCGGAGUAGAAGUUGCACUGACUAUUCAGAAAAAAAUGAUGCUGGGAUCAAAGAAGCCGUGAAAGAGAACUCGGAAAACCAUCGAAGCUCUAGCGCUCCGAUGUUAGCAUCUGAAAUCAUUGCUACGCGUUGUCCUGCUGUAGGGAAGAAGCUGAUGGAUUUUACUAAAGAGAAGAACAAGCAAAGAUCAUCAACGUCGACUGCCUCUGAGCAAAAUAAUCAAGAACAAAAUAAAACUCCGAGGAGAACAUUUGAUGACAAGACUAGCGAAAAAUCAAAAUCUAAACAAAAUAGAAGCUAUUCGCUUCAGUUAGAUUUUACAGACGAUGGAGAAGAAAAGGUAGAGGAAAAGGGAGGGGUGGAUGAAGAGGAUCCUUUCAACAGCAUCAUGCGUAAGCCAGUCCUUGCUUCGAGCAAAUACAGCGCACCAGAUCGAGUAGGGGGCAGCCCUCGUAUACCACCCAAACCAGAACCAAGACUAAACAAGCGAGCUAAACAGAAACCAAGAACCCUUGCACUGGAGGACUGGGAAAUGGAAGAAAAGGACACAACAGAUCUCAUUUCUCCCUUGCAAAAGUUCCUGAGAGACAUUCACGUGGCUGAUCUCCAGCGGUCCCAGUCCCUCACGGGUCUCGAUAAGACCGGCAUGGAACCGAGGCGAUCAUUCCACGCAUGGCAAGAAGGAACCAGCUCAUCUGAUACUAAUCUUGAUAUGAAGCGAAGUCAGAGGAUUUCAUUGGAUUUCAGACCCAACCAACACCUGACAUCAUCCCAGGCAUACGAAAGAGUGAGAGACAAACCCGGGUUGCAGGCCUCCAUCAAGUACAAUGAGGAUCGUGGAUCUCAAGAUAGUGUUAAAUCUACUGAUAGCCUUACCAUUACCAACAAACCAUCCUCUGUACCUACUAGAAAAGAUGGCUAUUUCCAAGGAAAUUCUCAAAGUUGCACAAGUUCGAUGUCUGAACGAGAACUAAAGGAGUUUGAAGAAAUGGAAGCCAUGGUGCUUGCCCAACGAAGUAAAGACUUCAGUAAGAAUACUGCGGCUAAAGAUCGAGAUGUCUCUGAAGAAGACGUGUUGAAUGCGAGUGUAAGCAGCGAUGAUAUGAAUCGAUUUAGACUUGAGGUUCUCCAAAGACUGUCAGAAGAUAAGAUUAGAAACAUAGACAGACAAGGAAGUAGCGAACAGCAUCAGUCAACAAUGCAUUAUGGGAACAAAAGGGUAGACAAUGAAAAUACUAGACAACAAUCUAGUUUGGACCCCAAUGGUGAUGUAUCAGAAGAACUAUUAUCGCCUAUUAAUGAAUCGUCAGAACCAAUAUUAUCAUUACCAGAUACACGUGCCUCCACUCCCUCGACCACACCCAGUAGUCCGUGCUCACCGCUAGAGGUUGCGCCUUUCAUGCCUGCCUUCUUCAUGACCUCACCUGCUAAUACCAUCGAUAAAAAGGCUUACAAAAAUGCUGUCGCAGCCAAGAAUAAACAGGAACGCCAGGAGAGAAUGAAAGAGGCGCUUGGAGCUGAAGGUAUUGAGCCAUCGGUAUCUCAGACACCACGCUCUGAAUCGCUCAUGCGCAGUAAAGAAGAUAUGUCACCCAGAAAUAAAUCACUGGAGGCACUGACGCGUGGUAGCUACACAGUGGACAAAAUGUCGGUUGAUGCCGCGAAGGCUGCUGGGAUACCAGUCAUAGGGAAUGAACGAGUAAGCGAGUUGACCUUAAACGCGGCUUAUAGAACUACAACACGAAGUGUGUCUGUGCCUGAACCGCUGGCAGAGAACCUAAAUACCCCUAUACACGACAGGGUAUCUAUUUCGAGUUCCCAUUUAGUAGAACAAGGGUACGAUGGUCAAAUACCUCACCAGUUGUGUAACAUUGAUUCACAGAGUAAAAGUCCUAUCGGGUCGCACGCUAUAUCGCAUGAGGACCCACGCUUUCAAAGUCACGAAGAUGCGAGACAGUUCUCUCCGAGACCAUCAGAGGAUGUUGUUAUUUUUGACCGUAAUUCUUCAGAAUUAUUCCGAGGCUCCAGUGCGUAUGCUCAGGAAAGGCUAACUCAUGGUAGUCACAAAGCUAUGGUUCCUAAUAACGUUCGGCAGUCUUAUGUAGACGUUGGUUAUGGUGGCAGCGUUGGGCUUCCUGAUAAUCGACCGAUGAAUCAACACAGCAGUUAUCAGGAACAGUUCGUGGCUGAAGUAUCAAACCGAUUAACCAAUCAAGAGCAGCUUAGUGAUGAAAUAGAUUCAAGUCAUGUACGUGCCUCUCAAAACCAAGAUCCCUCGAGAACAUCUUUCGUAUCCAACACUGGAACUUACAUCAGGAAUUCGCCGCGAGACUCAAGGACGUCCUUCGUUAGUACCAUGAAUACAGACCCAAGAAACUCGUUUGUUACGCAGAAUAUGAGUGAUAGAAACUCCUUCGUACCUACCCCUUCAGAAAGUAUUCGAAAUUCGUUCGUUAGUAACCCAGGUGCUGCUGAUGUGAGAAAUUCAUUCAUCGGUAGCCAAGGAACAGACUUCAGGCACUCUUAUGCUAGCUCUGCAGGAGCGGAAGCAAGUGGAAACUCAGCGUACAUUAUGUACAGUAGCGCAGAUCAAGGUUUAGAGUCUAGACCAAUUUAUAGUGAUCAAUAUGGCACUUACAUCAAAGAUACGUAUUCCCACCAAACACCAAAGGGAUACCAAAGGGAUGCUGUUCAUGAUCAGAGAAUGGAUAAUGAAUAUUCAAGCCCAGGACAGCCACAUAAAAGACAUUCAAGUCCAGGACAGUUUGGCACAUUUCGUAAGCACCCAGGACCUCCCGUCAUACAACGACAGCCAAGCCCUGGGUACCACUACGAACAACACGCACCAACCAAUCACAACACAACACCUUAUCAUACAUCCCAAAUUACAUCGACAAUGGAUAUUGGUCAGCAAGGGGAGCUCCAGUAUUCUUCAUCUCCUCGAAACGAGAAUGAGCAAAAUUAUAGAAUUCCUACGAGUCAGCAGUACCCUAUUCCCGGACAUGCGCAGACUGAUCCACACCAGCAUUCCCCCGUUAUGUUUCUUCAAAAUGGUUCACCGACAUACAGAACCCAAGAAUAUAGACCAAGAAGUCAUCAAGAAGUAGUUGACACCUAUCGUGGUUCAAUACCAGAAACUAACUUUAGCCCAAGAGUAAAUCAAAUACAGGAAAACACAUUUCAAACUGUACCUCAAAGUCACAGAACACAAACCGGUGAAACGGCAAGAACCCAGUCCCCUAGGGCUCAAAACGGCAAACAUCAACCACGUGACUCCGAAAUCCGUCUUGGCACCCCAGACCGUAAAUCCCAGGCCUUUACGGUCGAUCUUGAUACAGGAGAACUGAAAGAAAUGAGUACUAGUUCCGAAAGCAUGUCUCCUCGGUCGCCGGGAUCCACUAUACUAAGAUCCAAAACAUUUAGAAAAGGACCCGAAGAAAAAGUGUUUGAUUAUGAUACUAAACAGACGAAAGAAGAACAAAAACAAGGCAAAAUGAGCCCUCAGACAUCUCAAAAUGAGCCAGCGGUCAUAGGUGGAAAGGAAAAUGUCCCAUAUAGUAUUGGUACUACAAACAGCACAAGUUGGUCUCAGUCAGCUGAAGCAUUGAUGUCUGUGUUGCAUAACGGAUUCCCUGGCGAAAAUAAGCUGAAAAAUGAGGAUGGAGUUUUGGCUAGUCCUCGUCGUCGCACUAAGUCGGGGUCCAGUGACAGUGCAAGUCCUGCUCCUCGAAUUAGCUGGUUGACAGCAGGGUUAAGUGGGUGUGGAGGGCAAGUCAUGCUUAAUGAAAAAGGUGAGAUAGAAGAGACCCAGAACAAGGAAGGAGAAGAAGACACAGCGACAGCCAAACAUUUGACUUUCCUUCGGCUUCACUUCGACGAGAAACGACGUCAGAUCGAAGCUGAAAAGCGGCGUAACCACGAACAGUGGGAGGAUGAAAGAAGAAAAUUGGGAGAGACAUUAUUUUGGUAUUCGAUUGGUCGAGCGCAAGGAAGUAAUAAUGAACCUGGACCGGUUAGACCUGGAAAAGAGGGCUCCAUGCGUAUCAAAGAACCUUUGAGGGUCAUUACUCAUCCACCACGGGUUACUGACUACAAUGGACCAACCAGUUCUGGCCAGCCAACCCCACCCAUCGGGAUAUCAACACCUUUAGAAUGUAUGUCGCCCGUCACAAAUCACCCCAUCCAGUCUAAGCCAAACUCAGGGUACCAUUCUCCGACUGUUGAAGGUUAUCAAUCGCCGCGUGACCCUGGGUACUACAUACCACCCUCGUUUGGCCAUGGGUAUAACCAGGCAUCUCCUCAUCGUCCUGGAUGCCAUUCCCCUUCUGCUGCUUCGCCUACUUAUCAGUCUCCUAUGUAUUCGCAAGCGAAUUACCCGCAACCAACGUCAUCACAAACUGGUUACCACCCUCGUAUAUCUACUCACCCUGGCUCCCAGUCUCCUAUUAAUUCUCGAACUGGUUACCAGUCUCCUAUUUCAGCUGCUGGUUUCCAAUUUCCUACUAAUAACGAAGGAAGACCACAGUCAGCAAACGGAACCGGUUACCAUGGAAACAUGCAGAUGCAAGGUUACCAAGCUGAUUCAACUGCCAAACCAAAUCUUCCAGUUGAUCAAGAUCAAGAAUAUGAAACACGUGAAUUUCGUCUUUCCGAAUACCCCCCUCAAGCCACCACUCCUUCGCAGCAGCACCCCCAAAACAAUGGACCGUCAAAGUCCCCAUCGCGAAAAUGCUGGGAGGUCAGCAGCCCCACAGUACCUCCCUCUGUACCUGGUUUGGUUUCCCAGUCAUCAGUUGGUGAUAGUGAUCAGGAUGUCCAGCCGCAAGAUGACAAUGGUAUCUAUGAAGACGAAGAUCCUUCAUCUAAGAAAGCCUUCUCAAUGUUCAUCGGUGACGAUGACCCUGAAAAAAUGAAAGAGGAGGGACUGACUCCAGAGCAGAAGAAGAAGAGAGACAGGUUCUUAAGAAAUCGACAAAAGAAAAUGGAGGAAGAAAAAGCUAAAAGGGAAUUGGAAAACGAGAAGAAAAGACAACGCGAGCAAAAACAGCGAGACAUAGAGAUUCAGAAGCGAUUAGACGAAGAUGAACGACGAAGUGAGAGUCACCAGCGCUUGAAGCAACCAAGCACGAGACAACCGCGCGAAAACGGCCACAAACCAAUCCUUGGUUCCAACCAGCCUGAAGAACAUUCAACUUUUGCUGAUUUUAGCGGUCCUCAAUGUUACGUCAAACCCAGUGGGAAAUCCAACCGUAAGCUGAUUAUAAAUGCUAUAUCUCAUGUCUGUCUGUCUGGAACAGUAAAUAAUGAAAGCAAAGAACGAUGUCUACAGGCGAUAGCCGAGUCUCAAGGUUUUAAUUUCAUGGUUCUGUUCAAGGACGGGUUAAAAUUCCGCGGAUUGUACAUGCAUAACCCAGAAAACGAACAGUCAUAUAAGAUAUAUGGAAUAGGACCCAAAGUCAUCACUUCCAAGAUGGUUGAAUGUGUGUACAAGUACAGUAGUGGAAGCAAAGAAUUCAUCAAGAUUCCCUCCAAAACCCUGUCAAUAUCUGUAGAUGGAGUGGCUAUAAACAAGGUCUACUGGCAGUCCAACAAACCUAAUGUUGCUUCAAAGACACAAUCAAAUCUAAAGCGACCUCCCAGACCCCCUCAGCGGUAACACUCCAUGUGUAAACAGCGAUAUAGAUGAUUUGGUAACCACCCCGCAUGUAUAGCGGCUUGGUUACGGAGUAAAAUCUAAAGUGACCUCCCAGACCCCCUCAGCGGUAACACCCCAUGUGUAUACAGCAAUAUAGAUGACUUGGUAACCACCCUGCAUGUUUAACGGCUUGGUUACACAGUAAAAUCUUAAGAGACUUUCCAGACCUCCUCAGUGGCCGGUAACACCCUGUGUAUAUACAGCGAUAUAAUAGACAUACUUGCACAGUUAAAGUACACUAACUUAGUUUGUUCCUUGGUCUGAUAAUAGUGAUUGUAAAGAACCAGAUGCUCUGUGCGUUCUGAUUGGUUUAACGCGAAUAAGGUCUAGACUUGUAAAUAAAGGUCGUGGUAUCUACUAGAAAAUGCUUGUUCAAUCAGAACACUGGAACACAUGGCACGUUUAAACAGUCCAGUGGUAGUUCGGUCCUAAACAGGUAACGUUCCAAUUUAAGAGAUGUCAAACAUUGCUGAAUUCUAACAAACUAAUAAUCGAGUGAUCAUUAGAAAAGUCGGUACUAUAAUGUGAAAUUAUUUAUUUGUACAUGCUAUAUGACCUAUUUAUUUAGUUGUGUAAAGAUAGAGUGUAAAGAUGUGAUAACGUAUAGGCCCCUUGCAGCACUUGGAAAUGCAACGGAAUUUGGAGGGCAAAACAAUCGGUUUCCAAUUCUCAGGGGAGUAAAAUUAUUUUGUUUUGUCCUCCAAAUUGAACUCCAUGCUACGGGUAUAUUUAAUAUACAUCAACAAACUACUAUAACAUAAUAAAGUGUAAAUAGAAUCAAUUCCA